CAAACCCUCAAUUUCUAGCAUGCGCCUCACAUUGACUAACGAUGGCACUGUUGUUUAUAAAACGCCAUGCUUGUCUCCACGAUCUCUACUGUUUCAGCUCCCCCUUCUAUGGGAGGAAACUCCGCCAUCUGUAUUGGUAGUGAUGGAUCCCUCGCCCCACCUGUUGUGGCCAUCCAUGGACUAAAUGAGGCCGUCAGCGAGCUGGUGAAGAAGCGAGGGCGGCCUAAGUACAUUCCCCUGAUGGCACCAUGGCUACCAAGUUUCCCCGACCUCCGAAAGUCUACUUGGCAUCGAAGGCUUCUCUCCACUUUCAAUGGGCAGUCAAACAUUGAUCUUUUAGUUCAAGGUGAUCCCAUGAAGAAAGCUAAGAGAAGACCUCUAGGCUCUAGGAAGAAGUAGUAGUUGCUUGCACCUAGAUCUGCAGGAACUAGA
This is a messenger RNA of Phalaenopsis equestris, 432 nucleotides long. RefSeq lists its product as uncharacterized. The record is from RefSeq and is a predicted model, not a curated record. The coding region runs from base 67 to 399 and encodes 110 amino acids. The transcript has a single exon. NCBI's taxonomy places the organism in Eukaryota, Viridiplantae, Streptophyta, Magnoliopsida, Asparagales, Orchidaceae.